AAUAAUUAUGUUCAAAGUUAAGAUUCUCCAAUUAUUUGACUCCUUUGUGCUUAAUACAGUUGGUCCUUACUAUAGAAGAUUAGGAAAGAGCUUAUUAACCUAGGGGAAUGAUAUUUUGGGAAGUGAGGCCAGCGAUGAUCGUUUAGUGUAAUGUUUGAGAUAAGUGGAAGCGAAGGGACAUACACCCUAGAUUGGAGAUGCAAUAUUUACAGCCCCAAAUUCAGUAUUGAUUGGAAAUGUUAUUUUAAAACAAAAGUAAGGUUAAGAAAUUGAUUUGAUAGCUCAUCUAUAUGGUAUGGGGCAACCUUAAGAGCAGAUAAUAAUUCAAUAACAGUGGGAAAGAAUUCAUUAAUUUAAGAUAAUGUGUACAUAAAAGCAACCAAAACAAUUACAGUUGGCAACAACUCUUUAGUUGGACCUAAUUCUAAUUUACAAGGGUGUACAAUAGGGGAUGAUGCAUUUAUUGGCAUGGGAUCUACGAUUAAAGACGGUGCAAAUAUUCAAGGCAUUGUUGCAGCAGGUUCUCUUGUUCCAGAAGGCACAGAAGUUAAAUAAGGAGAAGUAUGGGCAGGAUCUCCAGCUAAAUAUUUAAGGGAUAUUACUCCUUAAGAAUUACAGAUUUUGAGAGAAUAUAAAUAAGAGUUACUAGAAUUAGCCUAGGUGCAUGGGGAAGAGACAUCAAAGAAUUUCAGAUAAGUAUGAUGAUCUAUCGAAUUAGAUUGUUGUAGAUACCGAUGAAAGAUUAUAUAAAUAAUCAAGGGGAAAUGAAGAAGAAGCUUUGUAGAAAAUAGCUGAAUUGAAUUUCCCAUUAGAAUAUGAAGAUGAGGAAUUUAUUGAACAAAGAGUAUUCAUGAAAUAACAACCACCUAUGUUCAUGGAUUCUGAAAACUUGAAAAGUCAAUAAGAUUAAUAUGAAUAAGAUUUAAGCUAAUUUUCAGAGAGUAAACAUAUUAAUUCAAUCCUUAGAUAUGUAGAAAUAUUCAGAAGACUAUCAAAUAUAUGAAGAAGCCAAGAAAUACUUCGAGUAGAACCCAUAAGCAAAAGCUAAUCAAUUUGCACCCAAAUCAGAAAUUCCAGAUGAUAAACCCUGGAGUAGAAAGUAUUGAUUUCAUCAUGAUAUAUAAUACCAACAUAAAUUUAAAAUCGAAC
This is a messenger RNA of Paramecium octaurelia, 1149 nucleotides long. Lineage: Eukaryota; Ciliophora; Oligohymenophorea; Peniculida; Parameciidae. The record is from the annotation of a GenBank genome assembly.